Capsella rubella is the source of this 3355-nucleotide messenger RNA. RefSeq names its product ubiquitin carboxyl-terminal hydrolase 2. Gene Ontology annotation, cellular component: cytosol; nucleus. Lineage: Eukaryota; Viridiplantae; Streptophyta; Magnoliopsida; Brassicales; Brassicaceae. Gene Ontology annotation, molecular function: cysteine-type endopeptidase activity; zinc ion binding; cysteine-type deubiquitinase activity. The record is from RefSeq and is a predicted model, not a curated record. The transcript is spliced from 4 exons. Gene Ontology annotation, biological process: protein deubiquitination. The coding region runs from base 306 to 3185 and encodes 959 amino acids.
UUCGUCUGCCCAUCUUUCGGACUUCACAUAAGUUUAAGUUUCUCUCCUUCGUCGACUCUCCGUCUCCUCUUUUUUGACGGCGGCAGCUACAACAACACAACUUCUCUCCCUCUCUCCAAUUUUUGAUUAGGCUAGAUCCCAAUUUUUCGAGUUUUGAUUCUUCUCAUGUGGAUAUUCUCCUAAGCAGCAACUUUUUUGAGUUCUUCUUCGUCAUCUUCUGGGAAUUUGUGGUCAUCCCAUUUGUGCCCUGGAUUAUUUUCUUUCCUGGUUGUCUUCAGUGUGUUGGUGAUAUUUCCAAGCAACUGAUGGGGAAGAAAGCGAAGAAGAAGGCCCGAGCUCCAACAAAGGAGAUUCAGACCACCCCAUUUUCCAAGGAGGUCUCUGAAGACCCACCUAGUCAAGCCGGGGAAUUAGCUGAGGGGAAUGUUAAAGCAGUUAAGGAGACUAGAGCUUGUGUGCAUCUCGAUAAGGGUCUCAAUUUGGAUAAAGUGAUUGAUAAGAUCAAGUCUUCCCGGAAAAUUAAGUGUGCAGAAUGCAAGGAAGGGGUGUAUGGCAAGAGUGGAACUAAAGCAAAGGGCAAUAAGGGGAAAAAGGAUUUUUCUUCUUCUGACAAAAGAGCUAUUUGGCUUUGUUUGGAAUGUGGCUGUUAUGUGUGUGGGGGUGUUGGUUUACCAACUGGAGCUCAGAGUCAUGUUGUGAGGCAUAUCAGAUUGACGCGUCACCGAUUGAUGAUCCAAUGGGAAAAUCCUCAGUUAAGAUGGUGUUUCCCAUGCAAUUCACUUCUCCCUGUUGAAAAAGAAGAGAAUGGUGAGAAGAGAGACGUGCUGUUGGAGGUUGUUAAAUUGAUUAAAGGACAAUCUUUGAACAAUUUAGCGUCCACUGAUAUUGAAGACCAGUGCUCAGGAAGUGGUAGUAUCACUAGUGAUAUCAAAUUAGAAGGUGCUGUGACCAGUGGUAUAGAAGCUAGAGAUGGUUAUGUCGUGCGAGGUUUAGUUAACCUUGGGAACACAUGUUUCUUUAAUUCGAUAAUGCAGAAUCUUCUUUCUUUGGAUCAGUUACGCGGCCACUUCUUGAAGGAGGAUGGAUCUGGGGUCGGUGGGCCUCUUGCAUCUUCCCUGAAGAAAUUAUAUGCUGAAACGAAACCUGAGGCAGGCUUGAAGAGUGUGAUAAAUCCUAGAGCCUUUUUUGGGUCUUUCUGUUCUAAAGCACCCCAGUUUAGGGGAUAUGACCAGCAUGAUAGCCACGAGUUGCUACGCUGUUUGCUAGAUUCGUUGAGCACCGAAGAGUCAGCCUUGAGAAAGAAGCGUGGUGAUUCUGAUAAUGAUCAGAUAUCUACUCUCAUAGAUUCUGUAUUUGGGGGCGAAACUUCAAGCAUUGUUUCUUGUAUGGAGUGCGGGCAUUCCUCGAAAGUUUAUGAGCCAUUUUUGGAUCUCUCCUUACCCGUACCGUUCAAGAAAACCCCUCCGAAAAAGCCACAAACUAUUUCUCGAGCAAAAAAAACUAAGCUUCCACCAAAAAGAGUCCCUAAGAAUGUGUCAAAGGUAAGUAAGGUUUCAAAAGUUCUCCCAAGUAAGACUCUUUCGGAACCGAAUUCUCCUGGAAAAGCUUUGGUUGUCCUAGCUGAUUCGGAUACAUCCUGUUCUAGUUUUGCACACCUUGAUAAUGGUCCGGUUUUAGAGACUCCUCCAGUUAUAACCGUUGACAAUAAAGAGGCCUCAGAAAGUGCAACACAAAGUGAUACUGGUUUCGAUAGCUUCUGGUUGGAUAUUAUUGGACCAGAAACCUCUGGAGAUGAGACGAAUACGGAUAUGCCAAAAGAUGGUAUUGAUUAUGUCUCAACAACUGAGACUAAUCAAAUUGUUCCAGUUUCAGAGAAUCCGGCCAAUACCUCAGUUUCAUCAGGUGAUCAGACUUUGGAACGUAACACAGAGAGGCUGAUGCAAGAUAAUGAAGAAGUUGGAAAGGUGGAAGCCAGUUUGGAUGAAAAAGAUGUACAAGCUACGCAAUCUGAUGAAUGCCCGGUUACAAGUGGUAUUUCUGCUGAAAUCAAUCAAGCUAGUUGCAUCAGUGGUGAUCCUGGUAUAGGAGAAAGUUCUUCCUCGAUGAAUCCUUGGGACGAGGAAGAGCUUCCUUUGAUGGUUGCAGAUUCACAGAUAUUAUACAUGCCAUACAAAGAAAUAUCCUGUGAUGAUAAAACGGUUGCGCAAGGUGAGGCUUCAUCUUCAUUUGUUACUGGUGAUCAUGAACCACAAAACAGUGAUUUUGUUGAUUUUGGCGGUUUAUUUGAUGAGCCCGAGAUGACCGAAGGACCUGUUUUUGGACCUCCUUCCAAGGCUGAAGCUUCAGGAGUUGGUUUUAUGGCGUUUAGCAGCGAGUCUGAUCCUGAAGAAAUCGAUGACUCAGAUACACCGGUGUCUGUAGAGAGGUGUUUAACUCAUUUCACAAAGCCUGAGAUUUUAUCGGAUGACAAUGCAUGGCACUGCGAGAACUGUUCAAAGAACCUGAAACUCCAGCGGUUGAAAGAAAAGCAAAAAUCCAAAAAAGAUGAGUCAAGAUCAAGUAACAGUAGCAACGGAUGGCUGAAAGAAAAUGAAAAUGAAAUUGGAAAUGGAGUUUCUGGAGAAACUGAUGUUUUGGCUGUUACGCAAGAAACAAGUGAUAGUUGUAGUGCCAAGGAUCAUAGCACGAAUGGAAGAAAAGCUACAAGUUCUCUCUCAGCUAAUGAAAGCGAUUCCAAAGGAGCUCAAGAUGAAGACGAAGAUUCUGAGAAUCUGAUCACAGUAAAGAGAGAUGCAACUAAAAGAGUACUUAUAAACAAAGCCCCACCUGUCUUAACCAUCCAUCUAAAACGAUUCAGCCAAGAUUUGCGUGGUAGGCUAAGUAAGUUAAAUGGUCAUGUUGCUUUCAAAGAGGUCAUUGAUCUCCGACAAUAUAUGGACUCAAGAUGUAAGGAAGAAGACCCACCCGUUUACAGACUGGCGGGAUUGGUGGAGCAUUCAGGAACGAUGAGAGGAGGUCAUUACGUGGCGUAUGUUAGAGGUGGUCAGCGAGUUAAAGAGACUGAUUCCUCUUUAACGACGUGGUAUAACGUAAGCGAUGCAUAUGUUCGUCAGGUUUCGUGGGAAAAGGUUCUGCAUUCUGAAGCGUAUAUCUUAUUCUAUGAACGGAUCUUCCCACAAGACUGAGAUUAUUUUGUUUCCAUUAUACUGAAAAAGAAAAGAAGAAAACCAGUUUUUGAUCUUCUUCUCUACAGCUUUUGCUGGGAAAGUUUUUGACGAUCACAUUAGAUCAAAUACCAUUAAUUUUGUUCUUCUUCUUAUUAUAUUAAUGAUGUUUCGGAGUCGUGAAAGCUUCA